Messenger RNA from Melopsittacus undulatus (budgerigar), 714 nucleotides. RefSeq names its product nucleoside diphosphate kinase 6. Gene Ontology annotation, molecular function: nucleoside diphosphate kinase activity. NCBI's taxonomy places the organism in Eukaryota, Metazoa, Chordata, Aves, Psittaciformes, Psittaculidae. Gene Ontology annotation, biological process: UTP biosynthetic process; negative regulation of cell growth; GTP biosynthetic process. Bases 12 to 542 code for a protein of 176 amino acids. The transcript has 6 exons. The record is from RefSeq and is a predicted model, not a curated record. Gene Ontology annotation, cellular component: mitochondrion.
CGCCGGGCGCCAUGGCGGCGGUGGGGCGGCCGCUGCAGCUGACGCUGGCUCUGCUGAAGCCGGACGCUGUGGCUCACCCGCUGGUGCUGGAGGCCGUGCACGAAACCAUCCUCAGCAACCGGUUCCUCAUAGUGCGCGCCAAGGAGCUGCGCUGCGGCCGGGAGCAGAGCCGCCGGUUCUACCGGGAGCACGCGGGGCGGUUCUUCUACCAGCGGCUCGUGGAGUUCAUGGCCAGUGGCCCCAUGUGGGCUUACAUCUUGGCCCAUGAGAAUGCUGUCCCACUCUGGAGAUCCCUGAUGGGUCCCACCAAAGUAUUCCGAGCCCGAAACAGCGUCCCAGACUCCAUCCGAGGAGCUUAUGGCCUCACUGACACCAGGAAUACCACUCAUGGCUCAGAUUCACCAGCAUCAGCCAGCAGAGAAAUUGCCUUUUUCUUCCCAGAGUUCGAUGAGCAGCUCUGGUACCAGCAGGAAGAGCCACAUCUGCGCCGAGGGCAGGUGUAUUACAAUGCAGAGGAGCGUGUCCACUGUGUUCAGAGAUGAAGAGACAAGAGUUUACCUGAGUUAUGCAGGGGUACAGAUCAAAAGGAUCUGCGGAAUAUUUCUGCGUUUUUGCAUUGCUGUUUUAUUUUCACCAGCAGUAUCCAAAGGUGGAUCUGCUCAUGAUCGAGUUUGUGUUUAUACAGCUCUGGAAUCUUGCUGUCCAUAAUGCUAC